UUUGUCGAAUGUUGUGAAGUGAAUGUUGAGGGGAAGUGGGUGAAAGGUCGGCGCAGGAGUGUGUGUUUCUGUCCGCAGUGAAUCUCUCAAACGGUCACGAACUCAAUCAUGUCUCUCCUGAGAGGUGUGUUCAUCGUCUCUGCUAAGAGGACACCGUUCGGCACGUAUGGAGGAGUUCUGAAGGAGCACAGCGCCACGGAUCUGGCCGAACACGCCGCUAAAGCUGCUCUCGCCGCGGGGAACGUGGCUCCUGAGCUGGUCAACAGUGUCAUCAUGGGAAACGUCAUGCAGAGCUCUGCUGACGCCCCGUACAUCGCACGUCACGUGGGACUGCGGUGCGGCGUUCCCAUCCCAGUGCCAGCGCUGGCCGUCAACCGCCUCUGCGGCUCCGGGUUCCAGGCCAUAAUCAACGGAGCACAGGAGAUCUGUCUUAAAGAGUCAGAGGUGGUUUUGUGUGGAGGCUCAGAGAGCAUGAGCCAAGCGCCUUACGCCGUCAGGAACAUCCGCUUCGGCACCAAGUUUGGAGUGGAUUUGAAGCUGGAAGACACGCUGUGGGCAGGACUGACAGAUCUGAACAUAAAGCUGCCCAUGGGCAUCACCGCAGAGAACCUGGCAGAGAAAUACCAGAUCAGCCGCGAGGACUGUGACCAGUACGCAUAUCAGACCCAGCAGAGGUGGAAGACAGCUCAUGAGGCUGGAUACUACAACGCUGAGAUCGCUCCCAUUGAUGUGAAGGCCAAGAAAGGGAAAGUGUCCAUGACGUGUGAUGAACAUCCUCGUCCUCAGACCACACUGGAGCAGAUGGCAAAGCUGCCCACCGUCUUCAAGAAAGGAGGCACCGUCACUGCAGCCAAUGCUUCGGGCGUGUCUGAUGGGGCUGCUGCUGUGGUCAUAGCCAGUGAGGAUGCACUGAAGGCUCACAAACUCACCCCAUUGGCUAGAAUCGUGGCCUAUCAUACCUCAGGCUGUGAUCCCAGCAUCAUGGGCAUUGGGCCUGUACCUGCCGUCACAGAAGCCCUGAAGAAGGCUGGUCUUUCACUCAAAGACAUGGAUCUGGUGGAGGUCAAUGAAGCGUUUGCUCCUCAGUAUCUGGCUGUGGCUAAAGCUUUGGGCUUGGACCCUGCAAAGACUAACGUGAACGGAGGAGCCAUCGCCAUUGGACAUCCUCUCGGGGCUUCUGGGACGAGAAUCACUGCGCACCUCGUUCAUGAGCUCAGGAGACGCGGUGGAAAGUAUGCGGUCGGCUCUGCCUGCAUCGGUGGAGGUCAGGGCAUCGCCGUCAUCCUGGAAAACACAAACUGAGAGAAACUAACACACACAUGCUGAGGAGACUCACUGCGAACAAAUAAAGUCAAAUUCAAAACCUAAUUCACACCGUCCCAAAAUCUGAAGCAAAAGAUUCCGUCCACACAUGUGGAGUAAUAACGGUUUAUUUUGCACAUGAUGAUUGUUCCUUUAAAUAUCCCCACCUAUGAUGGCAUGUUUAGAUGUUUGGUGCCUUAUUUUUUUCUCUGUGCCUGAUCUAACAUAAGCUGUGUUCCAGAAAUGUAAUAUUCGUCAUCGUGAUUCAGCUCCAUGUCACUGAUGACACUCUUGAUGUGGACUUGAAAAUGGUUUUGUAUGAUGAUAAAUUGUUGGGAGUGAAUUCUUGUCAGAUUCAAUCAGCUGAGCUCUGACUGUUCUUCUCAUCAAUAAAGAAUGAGCUGAAAAACAC
Messenger RNA from Carassius auratus (goldfish), 1714 nucleotides. It is a transcript of the gene acaa2, whose product is annotated as acetyl-CoA acyltransferase 2. Gene Ontology annotation, biological process: fatty acid beta-oxidation. Gene Ontology annotation, cellular component: mitochondrion. Bases 109 to 1302 code for a protein of 397 amino acids. Gene Ontology annotation, molecular function: acetyl-CoA C-acetyltransferase activity. Lineage: Eukaryota; Metazoa; Chordata; Actinopteri; Cypriniformes; Cyprinidae. The transcript has 10 exons. The record is from RefSeq and is a predicted model, not a curated record.